Carassius gibelio (silver crucian carp) is the source of this 3432-nucleotide messenger RNA. RefSeq names its product complement C1q and tumor necrosis factor-related protein 9-like. Gene Ontology annotation, molecular function: protein binding. The transcript has 5 exons. Bases 120 to 1466 code for a protein of 448 amino acids. NCBI's taxonomy places the organism in Eukaryota, Metazoa, Chordata, Actinopteri, Cypriniformes, Cyprinidae. The record is from RefSeq and is a predicted model, not a curated record.
CCCAAGUCCCAGAGGUCAAACACACACAAACACACUUGCGCAGGUGCAGGUAUAUAAAUGCAGGGCGUCAGAACAUCAGAGAUUUUUUUCUCACGAGCAAGACGCUGCUUCACUGGAACAUGGACAUGAGGGAUAUCGUGGGGGUGUUGGUGUGCUUAUCUUUUGGACAGUGUGCUUUUAUUCCUGAAUUCCGUGGGACAGAAUUUGGGUUAAUUCCCCCUGACAACUUAACGCAAGGACCAACAGGAUUUGUAGGGCCUGAUUUAUCCUAUUGUCAGAUGAUUCUGGAAGCUCCGGUUCCACCCACAGCAGACCAGGUUCCUUGGUUCUGCAUCUGCUCCGCUUGCUCUGGAAACCAAGGCAAGAAAGGAGACAGAGGCGACCGUGGACUGCCAGGAGUUCCUGGUAGUUCAGGUCCAAGAGGCCUCUCUGGGCUUCGCGGACGUCCAGGAUUCACAGGACGUCCCGGCAUAAAGGGUGAGAAAGGUGACGCCGGAGAUAAGGGUGACAUUGGUCAUCCCGGAGUUUCAGGACCAAAGGGAGACCGGGGAUUUAAAGGUGAUAGGGGUGACCCUGGUCUUGAUGGUUCUAUGGGAGAACAGGGUCCAAAGGGAGAAGAUGGUCAGUGCCCGGAAACCUGUGUGCCCUUACCAGGGCCGGCAGGUGAGACAGGUCUUCCCGGCCCUGCAGGUGCACGGGGGUUACCUGGGCUUAAUGGAGACCCUGGUCCCAAAGGGUUGAAGGGUGAUCCAGGUGUGGUGGGUGAGCCUGGCGUUCCAGGUUUACCAGGAAAAAAGGGUGACUUAGGUCCACAGGGCCUGUGCAAUUGUCCUGAUGGGGCUCCAGGAGCCCAGGGUCAAACAGGUGAAAAGGGUCAGAAGGGAGACCAGGGUACGACAGGGCUGACGGGUCAAUCUGGAGCCACAGGACCUAAAGGUAAUCAGGGAGAUGCGGGAGUGCCUGGGAUGCCCGGACCUUGUUCACCCUCUGUGCAAUCUGCUUUCUCUGCCGCCUUACUCACUUCCUAUCCAAUCCCGAGCCGGCCAGUGCCUUUCAAACGUAUAAUCUACAACACAAACUUGCAGUUCAACCCUGAUAACGGAGUCUUCACCGCCCCGGUUAACGGAACCUACGUGUUUAGCUACCACCUGCAAGUGUCCACCCGUUUGCUAAAGGUCGGACUCUUCCACAACUUCGAGGCCAUAGUGAAGACAACUACGCCAGUGGAUAUGAACACCGCCUCUCACCAGGUGAUGCUGAGUCUGAACCAGGGUGACUGGGUGUGGCUGCAGGUGAAAGACACCACCACUAACGGCAUGUUCACCGGCUCCGAGUCCAGCAGCACAUUCAGCGGGUAUUUGUUGUACCCAGAAAAAUGUAAUGACAUGUUUGGAAGAGAUUUCUCUGUAAACCCUGCUAACAAUGGAACCGCUCCGACGUUCCCUGACCGUGAUCUUCCCUGGUAACGUCUGUAAAGACCCAUAUGUAUACCUUACCCACUUACCUAUACCUUAAACCCCUAACCAACCCCUAUAUUCUAAACCACCACCUACAGCCCAGACAAGAUGCUUGUGGAGAGCUACCAUCCUGCAGAUUUGAGCUCCAAACCUAUUCAAACACAACAGCUAAUCAAAGUGCUCCGGAUUACAUCAAAGUAACAGGCAGGUGUGUUGAAGCAGGGUUAGAACUGAAGAAUACAGGAAGGUAGCUCUCCAAAAGAAGUGUUGGAGACCCCUGGCCUUAGACCCUAAACGCUUAAUCUAUACCCUGAAAUAUAAACCUAAAUUUCACCUAUUCCCUAAGCCAAUACCCAACAUUCUAAACCGCCAACCAAAACUUUUAUCUACACCCUUGACUUACACCCAACAUUCUGUACCUAAACUCUACUCUAGGUCUACUUCUUAGACCUGCAACCUAAACUGAUAACCUACACUCAAGCUUCACUCAAACUUUUAACUGCACCUUAGACCUACUCCCUAAAGCUGGUUAGCUGUAUAUGCAUACAUUUUGUGUCGUGUGGGUGUUUCGUCCACACGGAUACAGCGUUUUGGGAGAGUAAAACUUUUUUUUCUUUUUAAACCAGGUCCCAGAGUGGAUAAAUUUGAAAACUACGCCCUUGCGUUUUUGUGUGUACAACGAAUCCGUAUAUUGUUGAAAAUGAUGAUGUCAUCGCCCGUAGUCAGACACCGCUAUGUCACAUAAUGGCAACAAAAAAACAUGAUUUUUCUUUGUCUUUUUAUUAACUAAUAUUAACAGAAAUUAAUAUAUGUAUUUCUCCAUGUUCGUUUGUAUACUAUGAGCAAAGUUUAUUCGCAGUUUAUUCCAAGUCUCCAAAAGAAAGGAUAGGGAAAGCUAUGGCUUAAUCUGUUAACAUUCACCCAAACUUUUACUACACCAUAGGCUUACACACAACAUUCUAAAUCAACAUUUUUUUUUAAUCAACUCCCUAAACGGUUACCUCCUCCCCAAAUUCUAAACCUUAACUUUUAUCAACUCCCUAGGCCUGCACCCUAAUCUGUCUAAACCACUCAACAUUCUAAAACUUCAUCCAAACUUCAGACCUACACCCAACAUUCCAAACCCAAUCUUUUAUAAACUCCCUGGACCUGCACCCUAAUUUUAUACUACACACAACAUUCUUAACAUUUACCCAAACUUCUAACUUCACCCUAAACUCUUAACCAAAGUCUAAAAUGAUCCACCUCUCAACCUCAACCCCAAAGCUUCUAUUGUUUCAAUAAUAUCCCAUAUUUCACGUAGAUUCUAUUUUAAAGCAACUUUAUGUAGUUUGUAUGUAGAAGCAAACCUUCGGCUGAAAACAGAGCCUUCUCUUUUUCAUCCUUGGAAUGAAUUCGUUCUCCAGGUGGAUAUGUGCGGUGGUUAUUUACAGUGCAUUUGCUGUAUUAUGACCCAAUAAUUCACAGCGAGAGGAAUCAGUCGGGUUGGCAGACAUGUUUUCAGCCGGAUGUUUGUUUGAAUAAUGAGCAGGAAUGCACCAAUCAGCUGUUAAAUCAUCCUUCUAGCGAUUCAGUAGACACACAUUGUGAAUAAGAGUGAAAAUGAGAAUGAGAACAGGGAAACUGGGUGGGCCGGUGCAUGUACGUGCGUCUCAGGAUAGCUGAGCAGAGAGAAGGAUUUGAAAGGUAAAGAAAGAGAGGGGUUGAAAUGUUAAACACCUGUUUGAGAGAGAAAAAUAGUCUCAUACUUUGAGCUUAUAUCUUUUUGAGUAUGGAUUAUUCAGAGGCAGAAUAUUAUGUUGGGAAACCUCUCAUGGUGUGUGCAGGGAAGAGGGGACCCACCCAAAAUAAUGUUGUCCUUGGUGCUGUGAAUUUUAGCAGAGACCAUGUAACAAUAUGACACAACAUAACAUGUUCAUGCUUAUGUUCUGUGUAUUGAUUACCUUUCUAUUUCCAAUAAAUUGUAAACUACUAA